AUGACCGAGAUCCUCACCGACGAAGACGCAGCCUCGGCCCGCGCCGCCGAACAGGCCCGUCUGCGCAAGGCCCGGCGUGAGGCCAAGAUCAAAGCCGGCGCCGAGAACCGCCUGAACAGGAUCACCGGUUUGGGAGGGGGCGUUCCCCGGGACCCCGCGCCUGCUCCCGCCACUGCUACUUCAACAACCGAGCCACUGUCAACCGCCACGCCCGACGCGAAACCCAGCGCGGAGCACGCCGACCCCGACGAGGUUAUUAUCUCAGAGCACUUCUACCUGCCGCAAACCACCGCCCGCAUCCCCCCGCCAUCGGCAUCCGACGCCCAGCUGCGGCAAAUGAUGCUCGGUCUGGACCAGCCCGGUGCCGGCGCUGCUGGUGCUGCUGGUCCUUUCCCUGGCAUGGGCGGCCUCCCUGGCCUGACCCCCCCGCCGGGCAUGGAAGACGACCCGAUGAUGCGCAUGAUGAUGCAAAUGAUGGGCGGGGCCAACGGCGCCAACGGCGGUGGUAACCCCUUCACCGGCAUGCCCGGUUUCGGGGCUGCCGGCGCCGGUCCCGGCACAGGCAACCCCCUCUUCCCCCAACAAGCACAGGGACAGCAACAACAACCCGCCCUCCCCAACCGCUCCGCCUCCCUAUGGCGUCUUCUACACACCCUUGUCGCGCUCGCACUUGGCGUGUACAUUGCCCUGUGGACUCCGUUCACAGGUACCAAGCUCGCGCGGGACCGUGCAGCCGCGGCCGCGGCCGGGUCGGCGGAAGAGCGUGCUUAUCUCGGCUUGGAUCUCGGUGGGGAUGGGACGGUGCGGUCGUUCUUUUGGGCGUUUGCUACCGCUGAGGCGGUGUUGUUGGGGACAAGGUUCUUUUUGGCGGAUCGGGGGAAGGCGCUCGGAGGAGCUGGUG
Molecule: messenger RNA, 901 nt
Organism: Dichotomopilus funicola
Lineage: Eukaryota; Fungi; Ascomycota; Sordariomycetes; Sordariales; Chaetomiaceae
Product: Golgi to ER traffic protein 2
Exons: 2
Biological process (GO): retrograde vesicle-mediated transport, Golgi to endoplasmic reticulum
Source: RefSeq, a predicted model, not a curated record